CAAAGAAGAUCGAUUUACAACGAACACCAAAACCCUAAACAGAGUGUCUAUCGUUGCAAAUCGAUGCCGCUAAUAAUCCAUUCUUCUCCGUCUCCGUAGCUAUGAGACUAUGAGUACGUUGCUCUUCGAUUUGUGGUGAUACGUUGUUUCUUCCAUUGAGCUGAUUUCAUUUAAGGAGAGAAGAGCACGGACACUGUUGGAUAUCAAAUCUAAUUUCCAGAAGAGAUAGGGGAACGAUCCGGAGAUCCUUUAGUCGCACCAUUUCUCUCCUUGAGUUUGAUUUGCUAACAACAUUUCUGGCGUUUCACUUCAAUUUUCUGGUGGUGAGGCGAGUGAGCUGAAUCAUCAAAUAGAGAAGAGCUAAUUUUGGGACAACAUUCUUGAAAAAAGCGAGGGUUCACAGGAUUGCAACCUCCUUUUCUCACGAGGAAGGAAGUCAUGGCCAAGUGUGCACAGUUUGAUGAUGAAGAACUCUACAAGGUGAUUGGUGAAGGAGAUGACAUAUAACUUAUUGCAUAUCAUAUGGAUGAGUGGAUCCAUCCCAGCGAGCAAAUUGCAUCACCGGUCCUAGUGAGAAUGACUCAUGGGCAAUGCUCGAUGAGAUGAUGAAGAACUCGCCAGAUUUUUACCAAGCGCUGCAAAGAAGUAUGAUUUGGAAGGUUGGUUUCCAGCGUCGUGUCCUGUUCCAACUGUACAGAGUACCAAGCUCGAAGACUUGAGAUCAGAUACGGUCAGAAACAAGAACAAUGAGCAGACGAAGCAGUAUGUGCAUAUGCUGACUUCAACUCUUACAGCUACUGAGUUUCGGCAUUCUCAAGAACUACCAGCGAGACUGACGUUUUUGCCCUUCAAGACUAAACCCUUUGUUACCGAGACCAAGGGCAAAAAGUCUUAAUUAAAUGUUUCAGAUGGCGAGAUACUCAGCUCGCACCGUUGAUUUAGCUAAAUCUAUACGAAUCGUUGUGAUUGGUGACAAGGGCACUGGAAAAUCCAGCUUGAUUACCGCUACAGCAACCAAUUCUUUCCCUGACAAUGUCCCUCCUGUUCUCCCUGAUACCAAGCUGCCUUUACAGUUCUUCCCUGAUGGUAUACCCAUCACCCUUGUUGACACUUCCUCAAGGCCGGAAGAUAGGGGCAUGGUUGCCGAGGAAUUGAAGCACGCAGAUGCAGUGGUUUUGACACAUGCCGUUGACCGACCUGAGACUCUCGAAGGUCUGAGUACAUACUGGCUUCCAGAGCUUCGGCGGUUAGAGGUAAAUGUUCCUGUAAUAGUAGCAGGCUGUAAGCUUGACCUCGACAAGAACCAGGUCAGCCUCGAACAAGUGAUGUCACCUAUAAUGCUACAAUUUCCGGAGAUUGAGACUUGUAUCGGAUGUUCUGCCCUGAAGCAAAUCCAGGCACAAGAAGUUUUCUAUUAUGCACAAAAAGCUGUCCUACACCCAACAGCACCUCUGUUUGAUCAAGAAACCCAGACAUUGAAGCCACGGUGUGUAAGGGCCUUGAAGCGUAUCUUUAUACUCUGUGACCAUGAUAAAGAUGGUGCUCUUAGCGAGGCUGAGUUAAACGCAUUUCAGGUCAAGUGCUUUGAUGCACCAUUGCAGCCUAAUGAAAUCGAAGGUAUUAAGAGGGUUGUGCAAGAAAGGUUACCAGAAGGUGUGAAUGAAACAGGAAUGACAGUGACUGGCUUCCUGUUUUUACAUGCACUCUUUAUUGAGAAAGGGAGGCUCGAGACAACUUGGACUGUACUUAGGAAGUUUGGGUAUAACAAUGAUGUAAGACUGGCUGAUGAAUGGCUUCCACCUUCAUUAUUCAAGAGAGCACCUGAUCAGACUGUUGAGUUGACAGAUGUAGCAAUCGAAUUCCUGAAAGGAAUGUAUAUGUUGUUUGAUACCAAUGGGGAUAAUAAUCUGAGACCUCAAGAGAUCGAGGAUUUAUUUUCCACUGCACCUGAGAGUCCUUGGAAUGAAGUUCCAUAUGCGGAUGCGGCAGAGAAAACUGCGCGUGGAGGACUUUCCCUUGACGCUUUCCUGUCACUGUGGUCACUGAUGACAUUAUUAGAACCUGCUCGGAGUGUGGAACAUUUGAUUUGCAUUGGAUUCCAGGGCAAACCAUCUUCUGCCAUCCGUAUUACUAGGAGAAGGCUUUUAGAUCUCAAAAAGAAACGAUGUGAAAGAAAAGUUUUCCAGUGCUUUGUUUUUGGACCCAACAGCGCUGGAAAAUCUGCUUUACUGAAUUGCUUCCUUGGAAGGUCAUAUGCUGAUAACCCGGGAUCAACCACUGACGAGCGGUAUGCAGUGAAUAUGGUCGAUGUACCUGGGAGUGCAAAGAAAACUCUUGUGAUGAGGGAAAUUCCUGAAGGUGGGGCUCAAGGUCUAUUCUCAUCCAAGGAGUCUUUGGCUGCAUGUGACAUAGCUGUUUUCGUGUAUGACAGUUCUGAUGAGUCGUCAUGGAAGCGAGCGACUGAGUUGCUUGUAGAACUUGCAAAUCACGGUGAGGCCACUGGAUAUGAGGUACCUUGCCUUAUGGUUUCAGCGAAAUACGAUAUUGUAUCAUCCCAGAUUUCCAGACAAGCAUCCACUAAGGUGACACAAGAUAUGUGGAUAGACCCUCCGGUAUCCAUCAGCUCGAAACUGGGGGAUCUCAACAACUUAUUCCGCAAAGUUAUAACUGCAGCGCAACAUCCUCAUCUGAGUAUUCCAGAGACCGAAGCAGGAAAAAUCCGCAAACAUCAUUACAACAGGCUUUUCAACCGCUCUCUUAUGGUUGUUUCAAUCGUAGCUGCUGUUUUGGCUGUUGUGCUUGCUGCAUACUUUGCGUAUGUCUCAAGAGAGAGCGCUUCUGACUGAGAAUGAAGAACCCAGUGUUGCAAGGUGCCAACGCUAAACGAAAAUAGCAAGUCUCUUGUUAUGAUCUUAUAUUAGUAGAGCAUUCUUGUUCCUACAACAAUGUAUUUGUAACAAAUCCUUUUGUGUGUACCAGUGAGUUACAAUUUUCUUGCAACUGAA
Molecule: messenger RNA, 3005 nt
Organism: Raphanus sativus (radish)
Lineage: Eukaryota; Viridiplantae; Streptophyta; Magnoliopsida; Brassicales; Brassicaceae
Product: mitochondrial Rho GTPase 1
Exons: 19
Coding region: 900-2846 (648 amino acids)
Biological process (GO): regulation of mitochondrion organization; small GTPase-mediated signal transduction; mitochondrion organization
Cellular component (GO): mitochondrial outer membrane
Molecular function (GO): calcium ion binding; GTPase activity; GTP binding
Source: RefSeq, a predicted model, not a curated record